Molecule: messenger RNA, 684 nt
Organism: Alternaria incomplexa
Lineage: Eukaryota; Fungi; Ascomycota; Dothideomycetes; Pleosporales; Pleosporaceae
Exons: 1
Coding region: 1-684 (227 amino acids)
Source: RefSeq, a predicted model, not a curated record
AUGCGCGAUGGAAGAAUCAGUACUAUCGGACACCAAUGCUUUCACAAGGACACAUCAUGGUCAAUUCACAAAACAUUGAUGGAAACAGAGUGCGAGGGCAUUCAGUGGGAGGAAGGGCUGAUCUAUGAUUACUAUGUCGGUCCUGAACAUGACCCCGAGGUAUUCGACUUGUUCGUCCAGUGGUUGUACACUCAGGAAUAUCGCGAGGAACAAGGCCUGGUACAAGGCUUUGAUUUCAAGGACUUGCAAAUCGUUACUCUUCCACACCGCGGCCUUGGACCCGAAAACCCACUGGAUUGGGGCAUCAAGGCAGCCAUCGCAUGCUGGGAACUAGGCGCCAGCUUACGCGCGAAAAAUUUCCAGAAUUACGCCAUAAAGCGUCUCCUCGAAGCCUUCGGCCGACCGCUCUCCCAGCCACUGGCGUCAACGUUAUUCACACACACGGUCUCCUUUCGCAAGGAACACUUGUCGGGCGCGAUCUCGAAGCCACAGCAAAUGAUCCAAGAUAUCAUCGUUCGCAAUUGGGGUGACGACAGGAUCAUUGACCACAGUCCCACUCAAGGCUGGUCACAGACCAUCGGCAGUUGUCACGACUUCCGCGAUGCUUUCUUUGAAGUAACGAGACAGACGCUGGCCAAGAGGCGUGAGAAGGGGCUGAGUUUAGCAGACUCUCUUAUCCACUAG